CGUACCCUGGUUCAGCACCUUCGCGGUGUCCUCGUCCCCAUCCGCGAGCGCCGCGAUCUGUGCAGGCGUGAAGAUCGGAGCGCCCGGCGCGAGGACGUCCAUCUGCAACUUCGUGCCCACGGCGUGCAUCAUCUCCGGGUCGGUCGGCGUGAAUAUGUGCGACACAAAGUCCUGUGGGGUGUCCAUGUCAGCCUUCAGGUGCCAGCACGCGGGGAGGGAAUUGCGUACCAUGGCCUUUUGCAGCUCGUCUUCGGUGAGCAGCCGCCCGGCGUCAGCGCUGCCUUGUAUCACUGGCGUGGGGCUCCCGUCAGCAGCGUUCUCGGUGGGAUGGGUUCGGGGCACGCACCGGGCCGGAUGAGGUCGAAUGCGCGGUCGAAGUUGCCCUCGUCGAUGUCGCUCAGGACCGGGACCUGCUGGUUCCGAAUCUGCUUGUACGCUCCCGAGACUGUCAGGAAGAACCUGUCGUCUUCGCUCAGAUUCAAGACCGAGAGAGACCGAUGCCGCACACGCACCUGGUGUACGAGACGGCGACCUUGUGGUGGUGGAAGUUGCCCGCUUCCUCCUCUGUGCAGUGGCCCCGGAUGGACGCCGCGAUAGUCACCGCGGCUGUCAGGCCGCCCGACACAGCGAGGUGCACGCCCGAGCUUGCGUGGACAUCAGAUCAGUCAGCCAAUUCAGCGAGCGGUGUAGGAAGGGCUCACGAGAAGAACGGGUCGAUCUGUUCGCGCGGUCAGCGAUCGCGGUCCACGAAGCGAGCGGAGCCACUCACAAACGCACUGGCGUCGCCGACGAGCCGAAAAUGGUCGCCCGAAUACCGCGUGGCCGUGUAGCUGAAGUCGCUAGCGGAUUUGACCGGGGGGAUCUGCCCCGAUGUGUCGACGGCCAGCUUGGCCGCGCCGAGCAGCUGCUGCAGUUUCGGGACGAACUGGAGCUGCGCGAGGUAGUGCUCCUGCAGCGUGUGCCCCGCUUUCUUGGCUGCGCUAAUCUUGCCGUCCAUGACGAUGCCGACGGACACUCGGCCGUGCUGCAGCGGGAUAAACCACGCCCAGCCGCUUUCAUCUAUUGAGUCGUUAGCAUAGAUAUAUGCGCGGCGCGGUGCUCGCAUAUGAAGAGUACCUGUCAGCGCCUCAAACCACGGCGAAUUCGCGCGCUCUGUACCGGGGCUAUACAUGUUCGCGCCCGUCCAAUAUCCCCAGCAGGCGACGUUCUUGAGGUUCUUAUUCAUAUGUCGGUUGUGGAGGUAGCGCGUCGAGAGCAGGCCGGCGCGGCCGGACGCGUCGACGAGGUAGUCGAACGUGAUCGUGCGCGGCUGGCCCGUGGGGUCGCUGAACGUCGCGCUGAUCGGACGCGUGUCGGCGCGGAAGCCGAGCGAGAGGACUUUGUGCUCCUCGAAGACCUGGGCGCCGCAUUCCUGUGCAUGGCGCAGGAGGAUCUCGUCCAGUUCAGCGCGUUCCUGCGGAGGAGUGGUUGCCGAUGCCGAAGUUGGUGUACCCCUCCCGCUUCCAUUGAUCUGCCUCUUGCGAUCACGCCGGGCUGUGUGUUGUCAUAUCGUGUUUGUCAGCGGUGGUCGAGCUCGCGGCGACUGGAGCAACAACCUACCUUUUUCUGGAAACCAUGUUUUUCGACUUUGUCCUCCGCGUCGAUGAAUCGGAGGAAAUGGCGCAGGGAGGGCAGCAUGCUCUCGCCGACAUGGUACCUUCCGGCGACACGUGAGCUACAUGCAAGUCACGCAGUUCUAUCCGGCUACGCACCUGGGGAACUUGUCCGCCUCGAGCACCACGACGUCGAUGCCUUCCCUGGCCAAUACCGAAGCGGUGUAGCUCCCGGCGGGGCCACCGCCGAUGACAAGGACUGUUACGUGGGCGGGUGUGCUCUGGGUGGUGCUCAUUGAGAUGUUGCAGCUCCGACGAUUAUCGCCAGUCCCUUUUAUAUCGCGCUCGCUUAGCGCAGGGCGUGAAUAAUAUUAAUGCUACAGGACUACACUGGGUGCGUGUUUCAGGUCCCGGCCUCUUCCUUGCUCACCUGGAGCGCGCCCGGACAGCUCGCUCUCCGUUCCCGCUAGCGACUAGUCUGGCGAUGGAUGUUCUCCGCCGAAAAGGUGUCUGCGCGUGCCUGGAGCUAGCGGGGAGCCAAUCACCAGCCGAGUUGGAGUGGGAUAUGUAUGCGCAGUAGUGCUCAAACUCCAGGCUUCAAUAUAUUGGAGUCGCCGAUAUGUAACACCCAGCGUUCAACGACUCAACAUUCCCCGACCACGCUAACUAAAAUUUGACGAACACUGCCACUGGAAUGUAUAGAAUUGCAUUUCACGCCUCGGUUUACGAUAUGUACAUAGCCGGUGUCUGUACUACGUAGUGAUGAGAUCUUUGGGUACAUAUUACUCACCGAGAGCUUGAACGCCGAGCAGGCGUUUCACGGCUAUCAUUCGGAGGCCCUCAUCUCGCAUUCCAUGCGCAGCCGCAGAACUAUCCGAACACGUCCACGGCUUUGGCCUGUGAUGCCAUCAGCUGCGCGCUCUGCCAGCCCAGUGCGUCGCAGACGUAGUCGUGUGCCUUCGAGUACAUGUCCUCCCAGCACUCGCGCUCGACGUCCCCUCCCAGCUGGCUGCUCAGAUACGCCAUCGCAAGCACCGUCGCAAGCAGCACGUCCUCGUCCUUGAGCCCAGCGGGCAGCGACAGCAGCGCCCGGAGUCCCGCACGGUCGACCGUGAGGUGCAUGAACGCGAGAUCGAGCACCUGGGCGGAGAAGGCUCCGUCAAAGGACUGGAGCCGGGCGAGCGCCUCCAGCGGGUCCGAGUUCACAAGUGAAUCCGAGUCGACGUGCGGGGGAGGUGUGCCACCGUCGAACAGCCCAAAGCCCAUGUCGUCAUCCGACUCUUCGGCGUCGUCGAUGGGAGGUGCGGUGUGUGAUCCCGCAUCAGAUCCUAUGCCAUAUGUGUCAUCUGAUUCCGAUGAGGAACUCGGAGCCACUGAGCCUGGAGGCGGUGCUCGCGGCGGGGGUGGCGGUGCUGCGAUCAGCAUAGGUGGCGGCGGCGCCGCUGGUGCUGGCAUGUGCACUCCGGCAGACGGUGCCGACGAAGCCGAAGCCGAGGCCAAAGUCCGCAGUGAAUUCAAUCCUUCUUCAAAUGUCUCCACUUCAUUUGCAUCAACGCUCUCGAUAGUCUCAUCCACGGCGACAAACGACGUCUGCGACGACGCGAUGCCGUAUUUAGUGCCCAAUCGCACGAUCGCUGCAUUCACUGUCCGAGAGAGCAGAUCUGGGUCGCCAUCGCGCGCUAGCCCGUGCUGUCCGUCUUCCAGAUCCUGAAUAAUCUUGCGCGCGGAAAUAGCAUGCAGUGCUAUAGUCCCCAGACAGCUGGCAGUGACGUCUACAGGCAGCUCGAUGGUGGCACCGUCUGCAGUGGUGCCGUGGAGAACUACUUUAGGGGGAAUCUGUGAUG
Molecule: messenger RNA, 3436 nt
Organism: Mycena citricolor
Lineage: Eukaryota; Fungi; Basidiomycota; Agaricomycetes; Agaricales; Mycenaceae
Source: the annotation of a GenBank genome assembly